Molecule: messenger RNA, 1779 nt
Organism: Rubroshorea leprosula
Lineage: Eukaryota; Viridiplantae; Streptophyta; Magnoliopsida; Malvales; Dipterocarpaceae
Source: the annotation of a GenBank genome assembly
GUGAAGUAGAAAGCCAAAACCAAAACCCCCUCUCUUUAUUUAUUUAUUUAUUCAUUUCCAAGCAAAAUCCUCCUCUUUGCCAUGUCAUUUCUGUGAAACAUCCUCCUUAGCUUCCCUUUUCUUUUUCAAACCCAAAGUGCCUUUUUAUUCCCCUUCACUCACUCAACCAUCCUUACCCCCUCUCCCUUUCUUCACGCUUAUAUCUCUCCCUUCUUCUGAAUCUCAUCUUCUUACCAUGAUCUAGCAUUGCUCCUAUUUUCUUACUCUUACUUGAACGGUUUUGGUACAAUUGUAAAUGGAAAAGGGUAUGGAUUGGGAACAGAGAUGCCUCUUGGACGUGCUAACACAUGGGAAAGAUCGGGCUAAGCAACUUCAGAAGCAUCUCACUUCCUCCUUAUCUACUCAGAUGGGGUUCGUGUUAGUAGACGACAUACUCGGUUGCUAUGAGAAGGCGCUCUCCGUACUCAAUUCCGGUGCUCUUUCCGAAACCAAAUCCGCCGUUACCAUGCUAGAAUCACCGCCCUCCGUCGCCAAUAGUACCGACGCCGCUUCAGAUCAAAAGGAAGUGUCCAAAAAGAGAAAGACAAUGUCUACGAGGACUGAGUAUGUAAAGGCUAGCGCCGGGACACCCCAGGAAGUUCCUCUUGAUGAUGGAUACUGCUGGAGAAAAUAUGGGCAAAAAGAUAUUCUUGGUUCCAAACAUCCAAGGGGAUAUUAUAGGUGCACCCACCGCCACUCUCAGGGAUGUCUGGCCACCAAGCAAGUCCAGAAAUCUGACGAUGACCCCACAAUCUUUGAGGUCACCUAUCGGGGAAGACAUACGUGUAAACAAUCCUCCCAUUUGGCGGCCGCCGUGGCUGCGGCGCUGCCGAUGGAAGCAGAGUCCAUGGAGAAGCCAGAGCAACCAGAGGAGGCGAUGUUGAAUUUCGGAACAGGGCUUAGAGUUAAGACGGAGGAGUUGGAGACCAAGGAGGAAAUAUUUCCUUCCUUUCCUUUCCCUUACUCGUCAAAUGAAUUGGAAGAAGGGGGAAGCAAUAUUUUUCCGGAGUCCAUGUUGGAGAAUGAAAUAAUGGCAAGUUUUCCCUCUGCCUUCGUGUCUCCGGUGUCCUCCGAAUCCAACUAUUUCUCAAUGUCAUCAUGCCACGUUGGCAGUUUCGGGUUAGGACAGACAUCGGAAUCUGAUCUGACCGAAAUAAUCUCAGCUCCGGCUUCAGUGACCAAUUCACCAGACCUGGAUUUCUCAGUAGAAUUGGAUCCGAAUUUCUCCUUUGACAAUCUUGAAUGUUUUUCUUGAUAUAAGAAAGUUUUCUAAGAAACCAGAUAAGUGAGAGAAGAAUAUGCUCUGCAAAUUGCAAUUGAUAUAAAAUUCCGGCCAUCAUUUGAUAAGUACUUUGGAGAAUAUUAAUAUCCAGAAAGACUGUAAACAGAUUCCAAAGUCCUUGUAUAUGGAAUCAUGGAUGCUGGACACGAGAUUCUGUUUCUUAGGUAAUUAGAUUUUUUUUCUCCCCAAAUAAUUGUUAGGACUUUUUUUGUUUUUGUUUUAAAUUUGAUAUAAGUUUAAGGUUGUCUGUUGUAACCAUCCAGACAAUAAAUUGUAAUUUUAAUCUCUCUCCUUGUACAAUGAUAUUGUAAAAUGGGCAGUUAAGGGUUAACAUGAAUCGGUGGUUUAGAAGAUCCGGACUGAGUCCAAGUUCAGUCAGAUUUAGAGAUGCUGUUGACAUCAUGUUUGAACACUAAUCCAAUUUCUUCCAUUGCAAAAGCGCCCUGUCCAAUUUUUUA